Messenger RNA from Ectocarpus siliculosus, 1664 nucleotides. Lineage: Eukaryota; Phaeophyceae; Ectocarpales; Ectocarpaceae. The record is from the annotation of a GenBank genome assembly.
AUGUUCAACAUGAUCCGCAUGCCACUGCUGCUCCCCCUCGUGGUACUACUACUUCCUCUGCAACAGGCUCAGUCCUUCGUGGGCGGAGCCGUCUCUACUACAACUUCCAGCGCCAACUUGCGAUGGCGGGGCGGAUCGUCGGUGGAUGCCGCCGCCUCGACAGGGCCAGGAGAAGCAGCAGCAGCAGCAGCAGGUCAAGAAGAAUCGGACGUGAUGAUCGGGCGUGGGCCGCAGGAACCGGUCCGGCCGUUCGUUCCCGAUCUGCUCAGCGGAAAACAGGCGCUCGUCACGGGAGGCAACCGGGGCAUAGGGGAGGCCAUCACGGUCGCUCUAGUGAAGGCGGGGGCGCACGUUUGUGUCAUGGCUGGCAACGAAGCGGCGUAUCGGGAUAUGGUGGAGAGGCACGGGUUCGAUGAUACCGAGGGCACCGGUAAUGUAUAUUGGGUACAGGCGGACUUGAGGGUGCCUUCCGAAGCCAUCGCCGGCGCGCAAAAGGCCGUGGAUUGGGCGGGCGGCAGCCUGGACAUCCUGGUGAACAACGCCGGCAUCUGCGUGCUGGAAGACUUCAUGGACAUCUCGUCGGACACGUUCGACGAGGUCAUCGCCAUCAACACGCGCGCUCCGCUGCUGGUCUCCCAGGUGUGCCUCCAAGGCAUGAUCAAGAACAAGUCCGGGAAGAUCGUGAACAUCACUUCGCAAAGCGCCGUCAUCGCAACGAAAGCGCACGCGUCCUACUGCGCGUCCAAGGCUGCAAUGGACGGCCUCUUGCACGGAUUGGUGUGCGAUCUGGCUCAGCAUAACAUUCAGGUGAACAACAUUGCACCCACCGUGGCGUGGUCCGACAUGGGAAUCAAGACGUGGGGUGACCCGGCCAAGUCGCGGCCCAUGCUGGAGAGGACGCCGAUCGGCCGCUUCGUGGAGCCUUGGGAGAUCGCGAACAUGGUGGUAUUCCUGUCGAGCGACGCUUGCACCAUGUGCCUCGGGCAGACGAUCUGCGUCGACGGAGGGUACACGUGUCUAUAGUUCUUCCCUACCGGUAUUGUUGUUGGCGUGUUUGCUGUUGGUUACGUGGUGGUCGUCGUCCUUGUCGUUGCCAUUUUUUCCCGCUGGGAAGCCGUUGAGGUCCUCACCAAUGAGGAACUCCAACAUAGAAGAGGAUGGGUUGGUUUAAUGUACUUUUGUUGGAUGGAUGAGUAUUGAAUAGGAAAGCUACGCCUUUGGUUUUUGACAUGUCGGUCUAAGAGAGUUGGCGCGUGCCUCGCCUUGAUGGUUUGCCAAACUAGCUUGAGGUUGAUGAUGUGGUUUCUUCGAUCGAUGCGUGUGUGCGAGCGAGUGUAGACAACGGUCAGUCGCGAGCGUGUACAGUUAUACCGCAGCUCCCAAUGCUUGGACGGGAUCUAGGGUUCUCUCUUCGUCAUGUGUUGUUUCGUCUGUACACCUGCUCCAGCCUAAGGUAGACGGGCAUGACUAGAACGUAGAGUCGCGUCCGCGACAGGUCAUCCGAUGUUCUGCUGCCCCUUGCGCUUCGGCGGAGGCCUCCUGCUGUGUUUUUUUUGCGGGGAGGGGGUAACGUUGUGCCAAGUUUUGUUGAUUGUUUUCUUCUAUGUGUUAAUUUUUUUUUUGUUUCACUCAGCCUGGAGGAGGAGAUAUCGCCAAACGCUGUG